AUGUACAUCCUCACAAUUUUGAUUCUCCUUCUUGCUUCAACAGCAGCAGAAGCUCAAAUAAGAUCCUCCAACAUCACCUUAGGCUCUUCCCUCACUCUCUCCUCCAACUCCUCUUGGCCUUCCCCCUCCGGCGUCUUCGCCUUCGGAUUCUUCCCCCAACACGUCAACAACUACGCCGUCGGCAUCUUCCUACCCGACAAAACCGUCGUCUGGACAGCAAAUAGGGACAGCGAUCCGACCGUCCCCAACGACGUCGUCUCCCUUAUGCUAUCCCCUGAGGGCCGGCUGGUCCUCCGCCGGAGGCAAGGCCAAGACAUAGACGUCAUCAACCCCUCCUUAACCAUCGCGUCAGCGUCAAUGCUAGACAACGGCAACUUUGUUCUCUACGAUUCAUAUUCAAGAAUAAUCUGGCAGAGCUUCGACCAUCCGACAAACACCCUCCUCCCCGGCCAGCGCCUCUCGCCCGGGGAAGAGAUCUUCUCCAGCGCCUCAGAGACCGACUACGGGAGAGGGAUUUUCAGGCUGAAGAUGCAGGACGAUGGAAACCUUGUGCAGUAUACUGUCAACACACCGAUCACAGCGCCUUACGCUUACUAUGAAUCAGACACAUACGGAGCAGGUGGUAUUGUCUCUCUCAACCUCGACAGCGACGGCCGCCUUUAUCUGCUCAACGGUAGCUUGCCUCUGAAGAAUAUAUCCAAUGGUGGAUUCCCUACCCAGGGAUACAUCAAUCUCAUGAGGCUCGACAUCGGAGGAAUCUUCCGUAUCUACUCUCUCUCUCUCGGUAAUCUCACCACCAUCAGGAGAUGGUCCUCCACGGACGACGAGUGUGCUCCCCUUGGUUUAUGCGGACUCAAUGCCUUCUGCAUUCUCAUGGAUACUGCGCCGGUAUGUCAGUGUAUUCCCGGUUUCGUCUCUGUCCAGGCCGGCAACAGCCCAGCCGGCUGUUCUAGAUCCUUCUCGGCGCAGGGCUGUCCCACAAUUAAUGAUAGAUUGAAGUACGAAAUGAGAAGAGUUGAUAACACCGACUGGGAGGAUAGCUCAUAUGAGAUUUUGGAUAAGAUGUUAAGCGAAGAAGAGUGCAGCAAAGCAUGCCUCGAUGACGGCCACUGUGAAGCAGCAUUCUUCAAAGAUAACCAAUGCCGAAAGCAGAGGCUUCCGUUAAGAUUUGGGAGAAGGUCUCUGGGAAACUCAAACAUCGCUCUUAUUCGCUUCAGUACAAACACAGAGGUACCCGACACUGGAGGCGAUUCCGACUGUAAAAGUAUCAUAAAGAAAGAGCGGCGCAUAGACCUCCUAAUCAUCGGCAUUGUGCUUAUGUCAAUAGGCACCUUGGCCUUGUUAAUUUCUGUGAUCUUCGUUCAAAAGAAUAGGAAGAACUACAACAAGAUCAGUAACGAAGAUGGAGCUAACUUUGUGGUUGGCAUUUCUCUGAAAGUGUUCACAUUCGAGCAUUUGUUCGAAGCGACAAACGGCUUCAAGGAAGAGUUGGGGAGAGGUGCAUCUGGCACGGUUUUCAAAGGGAUUUUGCAGAAUGGCCAGAAAAUGGUGGCGGUGAAGAGGUUGGAGAAGGAAUUCACACAAGGAGAGAUAGAGUUCCAGACAGAGCUGAAGACAAUUGGGAAGAUGUAUCACCGGAACCUAGUCCGACUCCUAGGUUACUGCUUCAACGGACACAACAAAUUGUUGGUGUUUGAGUACAUGAGCAACGGAUCCCUCGCUGACAUACUUUUCACUCAAGAGAAACGGCCGAACUGGGAGGAACGGAUGGAGAUCGCUCGUGAUGUAUCGAGAGGGAUACUGUAUCUGCACCAAGAGUGUGAGACGCAGAUCAUUCAUUGCGAUAUAAAGCCUCAAAACAUACUCAUGGACGAUAACUGGCGUGCAAAGAUAUCAGAUUUUGGGUUGGCAAAGCUACUGAAACAAGAUCAGACUAAUACAAUUACUGGGAUAAGAGGCACUAAGGGCUAUGUUGCACCAGAGUGGUUCCAAAAGCAGGCGAUCACGGUGAAAGCAGAUGUGUAUAGCUUCGGGGUGAUGCUGCUGGAGAUCAUAUGUUGUAGGAAGUGUGUUGAUUACAGCAAGAGUGAAAAUGAGGCGAUUCUUGAGGAAUGGGUUUACGACUGUUAUGCAACGGGGAAGAUUGCGAGUCUCGUGGGGGAUGAAACGGUGGAUGAGAGUGAAGUGAAGAGGAUGGUAAAGAUAGGGAUAUGGUGUGUGCAGUUUGAGCCGUCGCUUCGUCCAACAAUGAAGAACGUUCUGCUAAUGUUGGAGGGUAUUGUCGACAUUCCUGAACCUCCCAUUCUUGGUUCUUUUUCUUAAGCCAUCUAGCUCUCUCCAUUAAUGAAUUAAUUAUCUUGUAGGAUUUGAUUCAGCUUUAGUGUGUUGUAAGCGGAAUGUAUAUUAGUAAUAGAUUGUUUGAAUCUGUUGUGAGUGCAAUGAGGAUGUCUCUUAAAAUUGAAAAAAUAAAUUUAAUUGUUUAGUUUAGCAGUUUUUUCUAGCUUAUAUAU
This is a messenger RNA of Salvia hispanica, 2510 nucleotides long. The record is from RefSeq and is a predicted model, not a curated record. Lineage: Eukaryota; Viridiplantae; Streptophyta; Magnoliopsida; Lamiales; Lamiaceae.